Molecule: messenger RNA, 1191 nt
Organism: Zasmidium cellare ATCC 36951
Lineage: Eukaryota; Fungi; Ascomycota; Dothideomycetes; Mycosphaerellales; Mycosphaerellaceae
Exons: 1
Coding region: 1-1191 (396 amino acids)
Biological process (GO): sterol biosynthetic process
Cellular component (GO): endoplasmic reticulum
Source: RefSeq, a predicted model, not a curated record
AUGAGCCACCCAAUCCCCCACGACGAAGACUCGCAACCCAUCCUCAAGCCUCGCCCUCGCCGUCCUUUCGAACUCUCUUCCGCACCCAAUUCGGCUCCGCCAACACCACCGUCCGAUGCAAUGAACUUCCCGGAGAAGCUCGACAAGCUUGACACGUCGCAUACAUCCAGCAGAAUGGCCGACUCAGGGAACGGGAGUGCGACACCCUCACGAACACGUUCAUUCCUGAACCUUACAGCUUCUACGCUCUUUGGCAUUUACCAGCCGACUGGCUUCGGUACGGAGACUGAGAAUCCCACACCUUGGGGCAAUGGCGCGCAAACCCCAGCGGAUAGCAGACAUGGGAGUUUUGACUUCUCGAGAAUCAGUCUACCAGACUCGGCGUUUGAAAGAGAUGGUGCGAAUGGCAGAGUGAGGAGGAGAAGCACACAGCCGCAGGUGCAAAUACGGAAGCAAGCUUCAUACAGACCACGGAAGGGAUUCAAAGGAUACUUCUUGCCUCUUGCUGGACGAGUAGUUGCAUUAUUCGGGACAGGUGUUUUGUAUGGCCUUCUCAUAAGCCACCUCCACGAUCGACAAAAACUGGCUCCCGUGGCUGUCAACCUCGACAGGUCAAGAUGGAGUUACCUUGCGACUUGGGGUUUCAUUGGCGUACUUCUGGGCGAGGCGUUACCUUGGGCAGACAUGCUCUGGCACGAAGACGGGGAUGAAGAAGAUGGCCAAGGACAACCUCGCAAGGUUGGACGCGAUGUGAAUGCCUGGCUGGAUGUCGUUCGAUCAAUUGGCGCCUUUGUGGGCAUUGCUUUUGCUAUCAGGAAGCUACCUUGGCAGUCGACCUUGCAACUGUCUUUAACACUGGCGCUUGCGAAUCCUGCUGUGUGGUACUUGAUCGAUCGGUCUCCACCAGGAUUCAUCUUGUCUACGAUUGUCGCCUUGAGCGGGACAGCUGUCCUCUUGGGCAUCAACCCUACUCUAGUACCCGCGCCUUCACCUUGGGCAGUUAUCCAAGGUCAGGUUGCAGGCCAAGAAAGCCUGAACGAGACACUACAGGCGGUGAAAAGUGAGGAUCUGGUUCUGGGGCUUUUCAGCCAGGAGUCGGUGGGCGUUGCGACUUGGAUCGCGAGUGUGCUGUUUGUGAGCUCGGUGUGUUUUGGAAACAUUGGGAGGAGGUUGGCUCCUUCGAGAGCAUGA